AUGUGCAACAAGCUGAUUGAAGCCUCGCAGGUGUACUCCAAGGACAUUGAGACCAUCGAUUGGCACGUCAUGCAGGACCACGAGGACCCACGAAAGUGGUGCAUUGUCGAGCGUUACGAGAAUGAGAGCAGCCAGAAGUACCACCUGGGCAACCCCUACUGGAAGACAUUUGACCCGUACAUCAUGCCGCUGCUGGACAAGCCGAUGGACUUGCGACGUUUCAACGAGUUAGAUAAAAGCAAGCCUGUGCAUGUCGAGUAA
Peronospora belbahrii is the source of this 261-nucleotide messenger RNA. NCBI's taxonomy places the organism in Eukaryota, Oomycota, Peronosporomycetes, Peronosporales, Peronosporaceae. The record is from the annotation of a GenBank genome assembly.